UGAACGGGCGCGUUCCCGUGAGCGGAGGAGCAGCGUCGUGACGAGUAAGAACAGAGAGAGGUGAGACGGAAUCUCUUCAGUCGUCUGGAAGUGUUUCAGAUCUGGUGUGGCUUUAUUUGAACAUUCACACAGCAGUUUGCAGGUGUAGAAAAGGAAGUUUCUGUAAAGAUGGAGUUUAUUAAAGAGGAGAGUGAAGAAGUGAGUAAUGCAGAAACACAACGAGAGAAAGAGGAAGAAACUGAGGAACAGAGAGAUCUGCUGAAAGUGAAGGUGGAAAGUGAAGAAGUGAAUGAAGAUCAUCAGAAGAUCAUAACGGGAGAACAAUCACAGACUGAAGAUGACUUCUCCCAGAAGAGAACAGGAGCUAAGAAAUCUCCGUUCAGCUGCUCUCAGUGCGGGAAGUGUUUCACACUCAAAGUCAACCUCAACAGCCACAUCAGAAUCCACAGCGGAGAGAGAAACUUCAGCUGUCUGCAGUGCGGCAGCAGCUUCUUCAAGAACGCAGACCUGAAGAGACACUUACAGACCCACAGCGGAGAGAAGCCCUUCAGCUGCCCGCACUGCUCCAAGAGCUUCACACGCAAGGAGAGCCUGGAGAACCACAUCCGGAUCCACACCGGAGAGAAGCCCUUCACCUGCCUCCUGUGUGACAAGAGCUUCAUCCGCAAGGGACACUUCAAGAACCACAUGAGGAUUCACUCUGGAGAGAGACCGUUCACGUGUCACGAGUGUGGAAAGAGCUUCACACAGGCUACGAUCCUCAGAAACCACCAGCACUCACACUCUGGAGAACGACCCUUCGGCUGCGAUCGCUGCGCAAAGAGCUUCAUCUCAGCAAAGCACCUGAAGAUACACCAGAAAAUCCACCAGAAGCUCUUCCUGUGCUCCUUCUGUGGAAAGAUGUUUUCACAGCUGGGUUACCUGAAGGAGCACCAGAAGAUCCACACCGGAGAGAAAGCUCAUGUGUGCUCGGUGUGUGGGAACAGCUUCUCCAGAGCCAAAUAUCUGAAGGAACACCAGAAAAUCCAUACAGGAGAGAAACCCUACAAGUGCUUGCACUGCGACAAGAGUUUCAGUCAGUCAGGUAACCUGAAGAUACAUGAGAGAGUUCACACCGGAGAGAAACCGCACCGCUGCCGGCCGUGUGGACGUAGCUUCAUCACCUCCAGCGCUCUCCUGUCGCACAGGACAAACUGCGUCCAGAAGUUACCAAAGUGAGCAGGAGUCAACAGAGAAACUCAAAUUUUCUUUUGCAAAGUCAUUUUCUUGAACAGCUCUUUCUAUAUUACGUUAACAGUGUGCAGUAGCAUUCAUCAGACGUAUUUGGAGUAUUAUUUCUCCAUGCACAUCCUUAACAAAUUCAUUAUAUCAGUCAGAGUUUGUGUGUGGUGGUGAAUUGAGAAGAAGAGCAGUGAGAACAUGAAGAGAUGAGAGAGUGCUGGAAACCUGUCAACUACAGCAUUGAUGAAAAUGUGAAAUACUGUGUACAAACUGUGUACAUUGGCCACAUGUUAAUUAAAGUAUAUUCAUAUUAUUUAUUUAUAACUUUAACUAAGACCACUGUAUUGUGCUUGGAUUGUACAUUAUGAAAUUUCAAUAAAUGAGAGCAAAACAUUGUACACAGCUGCUCUUUUUGUCUCAGAGGACAGAUAUUCUUGAGUUCAGCAGAUGUUCAGUAUUGUUUCAACAUUGUGUCUUAAUUCAG
Molecule: messenger RNA, 1705 nt
Organism: Carassius auratus (goldfish)
Lineage: Eukaryota; Metazoa; Chordata; Actinopteri; Cypriniformes; Cyprinidae
Product: gastrula zinc finger protein XlCGF8.2DB-like
Exons: 4
Coding region: 169-1218 (349 amino acids)
Source: RefSeq, a predicted model, not a curated record